Phyllostomus discolor (pale spear-nosed bat) is the source of this 3019-nucleotide messenger RNA. RefSeq names its product tectonic family member 3 (gene TCTN3). The record is from RefSeq and is a predicted model, not a curated record. Gene Ontology annotation, biological process: cilium assembly; smoothened signaling pathway. Bases 107 to 1780 code for a protein of 557 amino acids. The transcript has 14 exons. NCBI's taxonomy places the organism in Eukaryota, Metazoa, Chordata, Mammalia, Chiroptera, Phyllostomidae.
GACGUUGACUCUAUGCGACUCCUCCCCCUAACCCCCUGGAUUCUCUAGCGACGCGUCUGGCGACCACCGAAAUCCCACUGAGACUCUAGGGGGUCUCCACUGCCUCAUGUGUACCUCCCCGCUCGUGCUACUGCAGGUGUUCUUCCUGAUGAUCCUCGAGGGCGUCCGUCCUCAGCCCUCUCCCUCCCCAUCAGGGGCAGUGUCCACCUCUUCGGACUCGGGGCCAGGGGUGCAGGGCGGGACCCUUCAGUCCUCUUCGAAGGGGCCUGGAACUGCUAGGGCCGUGCCUGGGAUCUCUACGGUAGGCCCUAAUUUCGCGACUCCUUCGACGCCUGAAAAUAAGACCAUGGACCUCUUCCCAGCCUUACCGAUCUGUGUCUGCGACUUGACUCCUGGUACCUGCGAUAUAAAUUGCUGCUGCGACAGAGACUGCUAUCUAAUUCAUCCCAGAACAGUUUUCUCCUUCUGCCUUCCAGGCAGCGUGAGGUCUUCAAGUUGGGUGUGUGUGGACAACUCUCUUAUCUUCAGGAGUAAUUCCCCAUUUCCUUCGAGGAUUUUCACGGAUUUAAAUGGAAUUAGGCAGUUCUGUGUCCAUGUGAACAACUCAAAAUUAAACUAUUUCCAGGAGCUCCAAAAAGUCAAUGCAUCCAACUUCCAGGCACUGGCUACAGAGUUUGGAGGCAAAUCAUUCACUCCGACAUUCCAAGCUGAGCCACCACCACCGUUUUACAGGGCUGGGGACCCCAUUUUGACUUACUUCUCCGAGUGGUCUCUGGUAGGCUUACUGAAGCAGCCUGCAGGGCUCGGAGCUGGGGGGCUGUGUACCGAGAGCAAUCCUGCAGGUUUCUUAGAAAGUAGAAGUACAACCUGUGCUCGUUUCUUCAAGAACCUGGCAAACAGCUGCACCUUGGAUCCAGCCCUCGAUGCUGCCUCUUACUACAACUUCACAGUCUUGAAGGUUCCAGGAGGUAUGACUGAUCUGCAGAAUAUGAAGUUCCAGGUUCCUGUAACACCUGUCUCACAGGCUGGCUCUCCUCUGUUGGCCGGAAACACUUGUCAGAAUGUUGUUUCCCAGGUCACCUAUGAGAUAGAGACCAACGGAACGUUUGGAAUCCAGAAAGUCUCUGUCAGUUUCGGACUGGCCAACCUGACUGUGGAACCAGGCGCUUCCCUGCAGCAACACUUCAUCAUUCGCUUCAGGGCUUCUCAGAGCACAGCUGCUUCUCUCCCUGCUCCUAGAAGUGGGAAUCCUGGCUAUAUUUUUGGGAAGCCACUCCUGGCUCUAACUGGUGAUGUGAGUCACUCAAUGACCCUUUUGCAAAGCCAAGGUGAUGGAACUUGCUCUGUUAGGAGACCUGAAGUACAGUUUGGAGUGAAUGCGAUGUCUGGAUGCAGGCUCAGGCUGAAAAAGAUGGGCUGCAGCCACUUGCAGCAGGAGACGUACCAGACUCUUCAUGGAAGGCCCAGACCAGAGCAUGUUGCCAUCUUCGGUAAUGCUGACCCAGCCCAGAAGGGAGAGUGGACCAGGAUCCUCAGCAGGAACUGCAGUGUUUCGGCUACACAUUGUGUGUCCUGCUGUGCCAUCCCAGUUUCCCUGGAGAUCCAGGUACUGUGGGCAUAUAUAGGCCUCCAGUCCAACCCACAAGCUCAUGUAUCAGGAGCACGCUUCUUGUACCAGUGUCAGUCCAUAAAGAUUACCAACUCUACUCCUACUCAGGGAAUACCACCUCUAGGCACCAUUACCACCUUCUUCUGUGCCCAGGCCUCAUCACCCCUCUGACAGAGUGCAAGGAUCUCUUGGCUCUGAAGGAAAACGAUGCCCCCUUUCAGCAGGAAGCAGUUACAGAAAGGAUCCUGCACUCCUUUUCCCUGAAGGAUUCAGAACUAAGAUCUUUGAGGGGGAAAUAUGGAAGGCAGUUAGACAAAAUUAGAGCAACUAUGAUAGGCCAGGUGCAGAAGGCCACUAAGGCAGAAAGCCUUGGGUGCCUAGAAAUGGGCAUAGGAAAAAGGAAAUGAAUUUUUAAGAGGACACAGGCAGAUGGUAAAACAAAGUGAUUACUCAAAUAGUAAGUGAAGAGGCCCAGGGGCUCCUCUGGACACCUCCCAAUCCAUCAUUAUUUCCCCACUGGAACCCCUGGUACAACUGACAGUGGGGAACAAUCUCAUUAACUUUUUAACAGACACUGAAGCCACGUAUUCUGUACUGACAUCAAAUUGACUAAAAACUCCACAACAGUCUUGGUCACAGGGAUAACAGGACAAAUAACAACAAGACUUCCUCCAGCCUUUAGCUAUUUUCAUGGAUACCACAGGGACUCAGGUCCAUAUUAGGAAGAAUUUAAGUUGAACCAUUCUUUUCUUUAUAAUGCUCAUCUUUAUUGUUUUAAACUUCCUUAUGACUAGUUUUUCCCACACCAGAAAAAUUGUAUUUGCUCAACAGGCACCUCUAAAAAAAUGUAUUGGCUUUUAACUCACAAGAUUUUGCUUUAUAACAGGCUCAGGUUGUUUAUUCCCCCAGGAGAUUCAGAGGACACCAAUAGCUCCAAAGAUAUGGAGGGAGAAUUGACAGAGGGGAAUUGUAACAGGAAUGAAAAGAAUGAAAACUUUAUACCACUCUGACUUACCAUGAAAUAUAAUAAGAUGUACUAAUAAGCUGAUAAAAUAACUCACAUACUGAUAGUUUCUUUGUAAGCAUAUUGCAUGUGCCAGCAGCUCCAGUUUCUACUUGUACAAGAAAUGUCCUUGAUCACAACCCUGGGUGACACAGAUUGCCGAACUGCAGGAAUUUGGGUGGCGCUGACCACUUCCAGGAUGUUGACAUUAAAGAUUCAUAUCAAGACCACCCACAACACUGACAACAUGUCCACAGCCUCUCCCCCUGAUCUCUUUGUCCUCCUUGUCCCUCUCCCUCUUUAUACAAACCCCUGCCUGCACUGAAAUGUUAAAAGGGGCUUUGAGAUGAGAGUCCCCCUUCUUCCAGGUUGCUGGCGUUUGAAUAAAACCUCUUUCCUUUUUUCAC